ACUUUUUCCCUUCCUAACCCUAAAUUCCUCUUUCUUCCAAACCCUAAUUCCACUUCCCUGUUUUUCUUCACGCCUCACACACACAACCGACUCUCUCUCUCUCUCUCUCUCUCUCUCGCUCUACGCCCGAAGACUCCGGCAGCGCUCUUCAAUCGUCACCGUUCGCACACCCCCGGCAGCGCACUCUUCGCCGUUCGCAUAUCCCGAUGGAACUCCGGCAGCAGCGCUUUCAACAGAAAAGGGCACUGCAGACGAAGUUGGAUACUAUUGAAAAGAUGGAACCUAUGGAGAAAAAGGACGCAGAGAUCAGCGGUGUUAUCGCCCCUCCGCCGCCCGCCGCUGCCGCCGGUGGUGCUACGCCCACUGAUGCCGAGUCCGAAGUGGAAGACUACGAGCGCCAAGCUCGCGAGCUUAAAGCCGGCCUUCAUCCCUUGAAGCAUAAGUUUGUGUUUUGGUACACGAGACGGGCACCUGGGGUUAGGUCACAGACAUCAUAUGAGGACAAUAUUAAGACACUAGUGGACUUUAGUACGGUUGAAGGAUUUUGGGUUUGCUAUUGCCAUCUUGCACGUCCUUCCUCUCUCCCAAGUCCAACAGAUCUGCAUCUUUUUAAAGAGGGUAUUCGCCCUUUAUGGGAGGAUGCUGCAAAUUGCAAUGGUGGGAAGUGGAUAAUACGAUUCAAAAAAAUUGUUUCAGGCCGUUUCUGGGAAGACUUGGUGCUGGCGUUAGUUGGUGAUCAGCUUGACUACGGGGACAAUAUUUGUGGUGCGGUGCUAAGUAUUCGUUUCAACGAGGAUAUAUUGAGUGUGUGGAACCGGGAUGCAUCGGACCACCAGGCUGUGAUGGCUUUAAGGGACUCAAUAAAACGACAUCUGAAGCUGCCGCAUAGCUACUUGAUGGAGUAUAAGCCGCAUGAUGCAUCUCUACGCGAUAACUCGUCGUAUCGGAAUGCUUGGUUGAGGGGAUAGAUCGAUGGAUGGAGUUGUGUGUGGGUCGUCCUUCUAUGUUGGAGCAACAAAUGUUACUGGAUUAUCUGUUAUCUGCUUUGUAUUAUAUUAAGACUUUCAUUAUGACUGCUGCUAACUCGCUAUGGUGUGCGAAUUUCAAACAUGUGAUGUGACGAGUACGGUAGCUUCUAUGGUUGUUGUAGAAUGUACGUAGGCAGAAGGACAAUGAGCCGAACAGCAUAAUAUAACAUGGAGAUCUGAUUAGGAACGAUAACAUAUAUGGAUAACAUAUAUGUUGUGAUUAGCAGUAACAUAAGUAUUGAAGUUGACUACAAUAUUUCUAA
Molecule: messenger RNA, 1291 nt
Organism: Ananas comosus (pineapple)
Lineage: Eukaryota; Viridiplantae; Streptophyta; Magnoliopsida; Poales; Bromeliaceae
Product: eukaryotic translation initiation factor NCBP
Exons: 7
Coding region: 207-968 (253 amino acids)
Biological process (GO): translational initiation
Cellular component (GO): cytoplasm; eukaryotic translation initiation factor 4F complex
Molecular function (GO): RNA 7-methylguanosine cap binding; translation initiation factor activity
Source: RefSeq, a predicted model, not a curated record